AUGGAUCAAGCACGAAACCACAGAGAGAUGGAAAAACUAUUUAAGAAAGAACCUAUGCCUUUGAACGAUAAAGUGUUGAGCCAUGAAGACCGCACCGAAGUUAUUCCAAGAGAAUCGGCUAGCUCUUGCAACAAAAGAAAAGCAGAAGAAACAUCCCAUUUCGAGAAAAAACGCAAAGGACUCUUCACUGAAGAGGCUAUUCCAGAGGAGCUCACUCACAUGGGAAACAAUGUCUUUGUGGGACCCAGCAUUUACAAGGGAAAAGUGACUGUGCACAUCCGAGAGUAUGCCAAAUAUGGUAAAGCUUACUAUCCGACAAGACGAGGAGUGAACUUUGACCCGUGGUGUUUGAAUGUUCUCGCAACCAACAUGACAGUGGAGGAACAAGACCUGCUGACACUAAAUCUGGAGUUGCCCAAGAACUUUGUGGUCACGUAUAAGGAUUCCAACUUCACUCUGAAACAACUUUCUGCUCAAGGAGAUGAAAAAAGUAGCCUCAGCAUUACAACUACGCAGUGGGAAGAACUGAUGACCAACUUUAGCCGUAUCAGCGACAUUGUCACCAACCUCGUUUAUCAAAACAUGAACUUUUGUGAAGCCAACGAAAGCAUAUCCGACGAACCUGUUAAGGAGGAAAAUCUGCCCCAGUCCUUCGACAUUUCUAUGGGAAGAGCACGUCUCCAAAUUAUUCUAAAGACGUCGCUUGAAGAGCUUCUUAAUCAACAAGAAGAACUAAAUUAUCCCAAGCGCAUAGACUGUGAAGAACUCGUUUAUAAAACAGAAACUGUGAAUGCCAUUGCUCUGAGAUUCAAUGCUGUUGACAUCGCCAGACAAUUUUACGGAAAUAUUUGGGGUGAAGAAUCCUAUUUAAUGUUACUGAAACCUGCUCACUACAUUACCAAGGACUUUUUAAAAAUCUGUGUGUUUAAACAAUGUACUCGAUGAAGUAAGAAACACAUUUU
Molecule: messenger RNA, 962 nt
Organism: Stegodyphus dumicola
Lineage: Eukaryota; Metazoa; Arthropoda; Arachnida; Araneae; Eresidae
Biological process (GO): regulation of DNA-templated transcription
Molecular function (GO): DNA binding
Source: RefSeq, a predicted model, not a curated record